Cordyceps fumosorosea ARSEF 2679 is the source of this 447-nucleotide messenger RNA. RefSeq lists its product as hypothetical. The transcript has 2 exons. The record is from RefSeq and is a predicted model, not a curated record. Bases 1 to 447 code for a protein of 148 amino acids. Lineage: Eukaryota; Fungi; Ascomycota; Sordariomycetes; Hypocreales; Cordycipitaceae.
AUGCAGUUCAAACUUCAGUCUAUUCUUCUCGCCAGUCUUGCUGCCUACGCCCCAACUGUGUUUGGGUUUAGCGAGCAACUGAACGAUGUCUUCCGACAACUUUCAAAAGCCGACACGGGUGGUAUGGUCCAACUCAGUGAGCAAGGUGGGCUACUGCAGUCGCUCGACAAGGCUGGCAACGUAAUUGCGCAAGUCGCCAUUACGUGGCAGCAGGAGGCCGAGAUACGCUACGAGAUGUCCCUCCAGUACGCAAAGGGGCUCGAACCUGGUGGCGCGGUGAAAAAGCGGUUUGAGUCGCGGAACGCUCUCCUCAAGCCUCGAGCUUGUUACAAUCUCGCCUAUCACUGCUACACUGCCCCCGAGUGCUUUCAAUACGGUUGUAGUCUCUGUCUUGGCAUUGUCGGUCGUGUGCUGCCACGAAGCGGUCUCUGUGUUGGAUAUAAUUAG